AUGGCCUCCCCGGAAGAGGCCGGCGGCAACUGCCCGAUCCCAAAAUGGCCGCGGCGGCCACAGGACGUCAUUGCCGGCGGGGGGCGGAGGGAAGCGGGGGUUCCCCCGCCUCACGGCGAUUGGGGGCGACGGGCCCCGGGCCGGCGCGGAGGGGAGGAGGGGGGCCGCGCCGCCCGGCGGCCCCGCGUCACGGUGGACAGCUCCAAGGCCAAGACCUCGCUGGAGGCGCUGAAGAUCAGCCUGAGGCAGCUGCGCUGGAGGGAGUUUCCUUUUGGCAGGCGCUUGCCGUGCGAUAUCUAUUGGCACGGGGUGUCGUUCCACGACAAUGAUAUAUUCUCAGGUCAAGUCAACAAGUUUCCAGGCAUGACGGAGAUGGUCCGUAAAAUUACACUGAGUCGGGCAGUGCGAACAAUGCAGGAUCUAUUUCCUCUUGAGUAUAACUUCUACCCUCGAUCCUGGAUUCUGCCAGAAGAAUUUCCCCUCUUCGUGGAUGAGGUUCGUAUGAUGAAAGACAGUGAUCCGUCCUGGAAGCCCACUUUUAUUGUAAAACCUGAUGGAGGGUGCCAGGGAGAUGGAAUCUACCUCAUUAAAGACCCGAGUGACAUCAGGCUGACGGGAAGCAUCCAGAGCCGGCCAGCUGUGGUCCAGGAGUACAUUUGCAAACCCCUGCUUGUUGACAAACUGAAAUUUGAUAUUCGUCUUUAUGUCUUACUGAAAUCUUUAGAACCCUUAGAGAUUUACAUAGCCAAAGAUGGACUUUCUAGGUUUUGUACAGAGCCCUAUCAAGAACCCACUCUAAAAAAUUUGCACCAGGUUUUUAUGCACUUGACCAACUAUUCACUAAAUAUCCAUAGUGGGAAUUUCAUCCAUUCUGACAAUGUGAACACUGGCAGCAAGAGGACUUUUUCAAGCAUUCUGUGCAGAUUGUCUUCCAGAGGAGCUGAUGUCAAAAAGUUGUGGUCAGAUAUCAUUUCACUGGUGAUUAAAACAAUCAUUGCACUGACACCAGAACUGAAAGUUUACUAUCAGUCCGACAUACCAGCAGGAAAGCCUGGGCCAACUUGCUUCCAGAUUUUAGGGUUUGACAUUCUCCUGAUGAAAAACUUGAAGCCCAUGUUACUAGAAGUAAAUGCAAACCCCAGCAUGAGAAUAGAACACGAGCAAGAGCUUUCUCCUGGAGUGUUUGAAAAUGUCCCAAGCCCUGUUGAUGAAGAAGUGAAAGUAGCUGUUAUCAGAGACACUCUUCGGCUGGUGGACCCUCAGAAAAAGAAGAGGAAAGAUGUCCAGUGUCAGACCUUGGAGCAGGGGUCAGAGGCAAAGGAAGAGGCUCUGGAGGCAGGAGCAGGCGACGGAGGGGAGUGUGAGGGCAGCCGGGGUCCCGAGGCCGGGCUCCCCUCCCUCUGCCUCAAACAAGUCUUCCCCAAGUACGCCAAGCAGUUUAACUACCUGCGCCUCGUGGACAGGGUGGCCGCCCUGUUUAUCCGAUUUCUUGGUGUGAAAGGGACAACAAAGUUGGGGCCAACGGGUUUCCGAACAUUUAUAAGAAACUGCAAACUGAGUAACAGCAAUUUUUCCAUGGCGUCUGUAGAUAUCUUAUAUAUUGAUAUCACAAGGAGGUGGAACAGCAUGGGAAUCGACCACAAGGAAUCAGGGAUGUGUUUGCAAGCCUUCGUCGAAGCUUUCUUCUGCCUGGCUCAGAAGAAAUACAAGUCCCUCCCACUUCACGAGCAAGUGGCCUCGCUGAUCGAUUUUUGUGAGGAUCAUCUGGCUGCCCUGGAUGAAAAGCGCCUGGUUUGUGGCCGGGGGGUCGUGGAACGACGAAGUGCAGGAGCUCCUGGUCAGACAGAUGGACUUCACCUCACACCACCUGCACACAACCCCCUCCUGGGUCGCACGGCCGCAGCUGGUAAAUUUGCAGAUUAUCGAAAUCAUCGCUAUUAACGGUGCUAGUUCACCAGGACAGAACUGAGAAUUAAUCCCCAGGUAUGUACGUGUACUGCAGGAGGGGACAGACUCUUGAAUUCCUUCAUCUGAUGGUCACAACUAUUUAUUUCAGCUUUUUUAAUUUCUGCUUUUCAAAAAGUCUCCUGCAAGCUCCCAUUCACCAGUAAUGACCCCAGGAAUGGCUAUUUAUUUACCUCUCUGUCGGACCUACUGUAUGCCUCAUGUGGCAAACUGUGCUUUUGUCCUGACUGUGUAGAAAACCAUGUGUGAGACAAGGACCAAAAUCCAGUGGGACGAUAACCAGCAUGACAGGACUGGUUGCACUGGUGCACUGAGGGGCACGCUCCCAGUUACAGGAAUUACAUUGCUUUGUAUGCACUGGAUGUACCAUGGAAACCAAGUGAGGAGCUCUGGUCCCAAAUACCAGUUGUGGACUGUGGAAAACUGAACCCUGGAAUUACGUUCAUGGUCAAACUUCAGGCUUUGACCCUCUUCUUCCCAUGGCUUGGACUGUACAUGUUGGAAUCGAUACAGAUUUGGUCACUGUCUAUGUACUUAUUUUUUAGUCAGUCUUAAAACACUGAAAUCGUAUUUUGACUUCUGCUUCUUUGUACAUGUCUUUGCCAUGACAAGUACUGUUAAUUUUUUAAGGAAAAAAUACAGGUGUUUAUCCUUUUGCUUCCACAGAACCAAUAAGCUGACACUUAUUUACAGAAAAAAAUUGCUUCUUUUAGUCAAAUUUGGUCAAUCAAGUAGUGGUUUUGUCUUCAGGUACCAAGCACUGCUGCUGAAAAAAGCUUUACAGUGUAAAGGUCUAAGAGUUCAUUUAAAUUCCAGUGAAACUGAUCCUGUCACUGACUUUAGGCUAAAUUAAUUCUGUUCUAGGUUUGUUUAUUUUUUGCCUUUUGCGUGUUUGUUACCUUAUUUGCACCUGGAAUAACAUCUAGAGCAGAUUUGUUUGUCUUGGCACAUAUUCUUCAUUUUUCCCUUAAAUAACAGUAUAACUUUGUACAAAUUAGAUCUAGACUGUUUAACAGGGUAUUUUGUCAAGAAUGCUGGACCGUCCCUCUGGAGCUGUGCAGAGCAGUCUUUAUUUUUCAAGACUUCCAUGAUCCCACUCCUCCUGCGGGGACUGGCUGAAAGGACACGAAAAACUUGGAACUUCAGGGCCGUUCAGUCAAAUUCUUUUGGGUCUCAUGUUUUAUUGCAAUAAUGUAUGUCUGCAUCUGAAUUUGAUUUUCCUCCUUUGUUCUACUCCUGAAUGUUGAUGAAUCUAGUUUUGUGCUGGUGUUCUUCAUGCUGCCCAAACCUGCCAAGCUGUGGGACGGUGCAGCCUCCGGGCAUUGAGCUUCGGGGUGGAGAAAAUACCGAUGUGUUCCCAUGGCUGGUCCAUCAGAAACAGGACCUUAAGGGAAGGUGCAGAGGGAGCCCACCCGUUUAAUGUCACGGACUCAAUACACACCUGGCAUUGAGUGAGUUUUUACUUUGGGAGAAGUUUUGAGUUUCUUUUCCUGUGUUAGUUUUGAGCAGCAUGCAUUGUUCCUAAGCGGCACUGAGCAUGGCAAUACAACGCAGAAAGCACGUGGAGCCCACGAGAAACUAAUACCCAGCAUGUGUUAAUAUCAGACGUGGGCAUCUCUUCUCCUCUGUGUCUUCUGUAACCCCAAUAAGAGUAGUAGAUGAUCUUUUGUAGUUCAGCAGCUGGACUGUUGGAAAUGUUAUGUAUUGUACAUAAGAGGACAGUUGUAGACUAAUGCCGCUGCCCUCAGCCUUGUUUAAGUUUCAUAAAGAUUAUUGCAGUAUGAAGAUAAAAUGCCAAACUCCAAGGUCUGGCAUCUGUCAGAACCAAUGAAGCUGAAAGGGUCAUUUUUUUCACACUUUCAUUGUAAUACAUUUGAAGACAUUCACAAGUUGAAAAAUGGUUACUUCUCCUUUUGUGACAUCUGACAUUUGUCUUGCGAUUGGCAGCGUGUUACUAGAAAAUAGCUUACAGUUCCUCCUCCGGUGAUGGAUGUCCUCUGAAGACAGAGUUACAGAAGAGUCGGUUUGAAAUGCUACAGCUGCGAAUGUCUCUCCUUAAAGCUUUCAAGUAGUACAAUCUGUGGCCUAAAAUACCCAGGUUUUACUAUUGUGUAAGCUACCCUGAUAUCAAUGGAAUAAAUUAACUGCUGUAUCUAAUGAA
This is a messenger RNA of Calidris pugnax (ruff), 4126 nucleotides long. It is a transcript of the gene TTLL11, whose product is annotated as tubulin tyrosine ligase like11. Gene Ontology annotation, biological process: microtubule cytoskeleton organization; protein polyglutamylation. Gene Ontology annotation, molecular function: tubulin binding; tubulin-glutamic acid ligase activity. Gene Ontology annotation, cellular component: cilium. The record is from RefSeq and is a predicted model, not a curated record. The coding region runs from base 1 to 1941 and encodes 646 amino acids. NCBI's taxonomy places the organism in Eukaryota, Metazoa, Chordata, Aves, Charadriiformes, Scolopacidae. The transcript is spliced from 10 exons.